AAAUAAAUUCAAUUUAGAAGUUAGUACACUCCAGUUGUCGGAAUUGACUAUACAGAGGAAAAUGGAAAUAUAUUUUCUAAUUACACUACUUAUUACUAUUGUUGCAAUUUUUAGCGUAACAGCAGUCGACUAUUGUAACUCGUCAUUGUGUCCCAAAGGUGAUACACAUAUUGCCUGCAAAAACACUGGGAAAUUUCACUCCAAAUGUUCCAAAGAUGCUGCCAAGGUACAGAUUGGCGCCAAUCUGCAACAAAUCAUUGUCAAUGCCCAUAACAAUAAACGUAAUUUUGUAGCUGGUGGUAAUAUUGGCAAAUUCAAGCCGGCUUGCCGUAUGGCCACAAUGAAAUGGGAUCCUGAACUAGCUAAGAUAGCCUCAUACAAUGUUCUGCAAUGUGAAAUGUCUCACGACAAGUGUCGCAAUACAGCAAAAUUUAAAUUUGCAGGUCAAAAUCUGGCCUGGAGAUCGUUUACGGGAACACCGAAUGUCCAGCAGUUAUUGAUAGCUUCCAUAAAUGCCUGGUAUGCGGAACAAAAAUAUACCAAAUGGUCUCAACUCCAGUCGUAUCCACCGAAUUAUAAGGGACCAGCAAUUGGCCAUUUUACUGCUCUAAUGGGUGAGCGCAACAUUGCGGUGGGCUGUGCUGCCUCCACGUAUUCAACACCGGGUGUGGGUUAUAAAACAUUUUUAGUUGCCUGCAAUUAUGCAACCACAAAUAUGCUCGGUAAACCAAUCUACACAGGUUGCUCUAAGGCAGCUGCUAGUUGUAAGGCUGGCAAAAAUCCAAAAUAUCCCAAUUUGUGUGCUCCCCAAGAAGUAUACAAUGUCAACAAAUGGUAAAUGUUUUAAAAAAUAAUUUCGAAAUUAUUGCAACAUUUUAUGUUUCAAAGC
Molecule: messenger RNA, 889 nt
Organism: Musca domestica (house fly)
Lineage: Eukaryota; Metazoa; Arthropoda; Insecta; Diptera; Muscidae
Product: antigen 5 like allergen Cul n 1
Exons: 3
Coding region: 62-838 (258 amino acids)
Source: RefSeq, a predicted model, not a curated record